Procambarus clarkii (red swamp crayfish) is the source of this 7911-nucleotide messenger RNA. Its product is annotated as voltage-gated hydrogen channel 1. Lineage: Eukaryota; Metazoa; Arthropoda; Malacostraca; Decapoda; Cambaridae. Gene Ontology annotation, biological process: proton transmembrane transport. The record is from RefSeq and is a predicted model, not a curated record. Gene Ontology annotation, cellular component: plasma membrane. Gene Ontology annotation, molecular function: voltage-gated proton channel activity.
AUUUACCUUUAGAUACGUAAAUAUGAGAUAAAUGAGGGUAUAAUAUUGAGAAGUGAGAGGAUACAUUGUAUUAUACAAGGUGUGAAGGCCAGCAGGCCCCGAGGCGCUCUAAGACCACAGCUGCGUAAGAGCGUAUUCAUCUCAGGAAUUUAUGUGUACGCAGGACGCAGGAACAUUAUGGACAGAAACAAAAUUAAUUUGGAUAGUGAAGGAGGCACUGAAGACAACGUUCCUCGGGGACUGCAGGAUACUCACAGUCUUGAUUCGAUGUCUUCAGAUGGCAUUGCCCUUAGAUCACGAACUUCUGUGAGACAACAGUUACAACAUUUUAUUCGCUCUACUCGUUGUCAGGUACUUGUGGUCGCUCUGGUGGUGGUGGAUACAAUGCUGGUCAUCACAGAACUAUUACUGGACCUAGAGAUGAAUGGUACUCCUUCAUCCAUACCAUUUUUUCUGCACACACUCUCCCUCAGUGUCUUAGCACUCUUCAUUGUUGAGAUAGGACUGAAGAUAUAUGCUUACCAAUUUGAUUUCUUCACACAUAAGGGAGAUGUAUUUGAUGCCAUUGUAGUUAUUGUUGCUUUGUGCCUUGAUGGUGUUUACUUGCACGCUCAUGAUGCCCACACUGGGGUUGGACUUAUUAUAGUCCUGCGGCUGUGGAGAGUUGCUCGUAUUCAGAAUGCAAUGGUAUUACAAGUUAAGAGAGCAGGGGAAAAGAGAUUGUUUGAGGAACAGCAGAAUCGAUACUUAGCUGAGCAAGAAGUGGCAAGAUACCGUACAUACAGCUAUGCCCAGGAUGUCUAUAUUAAAACUCUCCAAGACUUGUUGAGAAGGAAUGGAAUUUCUUAUCAAGAGGAAUGCAGGAACAUCCCCGAUAUUAACAGAAUCAAGGUUGUAGCCGAGGUGAACACAAAGCCAAACGUCUAGAUGAUGAAAGUAUCUUUCGCAAGCAAUGGGCUUAGCAGGGCAAAACUUAGAUCACAAUUUCAGGUGCCAACUUUCAAGUGUUUUCUUUGUUGGAAUUAUAAAGUGUUUAAUUUUGUUAAAAACUAUGUCAGAAAUUAUGUCUUUGUAUCAGACUUUACUGGAAUGUGCUUUUAAAUAUGGCAUGGGUUGUGCACAUAUUUUAUAGCUUUAAUAAGUUGUUUUGCAGACAGUUUUUGUGAUCAGUUUGAUAACAACAGUUGUGAUUCCUUCUGGAUAUGCUUAUUGGAUCCAAUUUUAGCAUGUGUAUAUAUGUAGCACCGUGGAUGAUGUGGCUGGUGCUCAGUCAAGUUAAGUACAGUACUGUUGGGUCUAGUUAGUGACUGGAUGGAGGACUAAUUGAUUAUAGCCUUGCUAGUUUGUCCUCUGUUCUUGGUAAGGUAUUCCCCAUAAAUAUAAAUAAUUUACAAUGUAUAUACAAUGAUAAUUCAUAUAUAUACUGUACAUACAAAUUUACAAUUACAUAUUCAUACCACACUUAAGUCCUUUUCUUUCAUAUAUAUAUAUAUAUAUGAAAUGCCCAAAAGUUAUACAUUCUUAGUACCCCAAUGAAAUCCCAUUCAUAUUGCCCCAAAGUUGUAUCAUUCAUUGUACCCAAGAGUUACACACUUCACAGUCUUCCUUACCAUAUAUACCCACAGUCGUUCACAACCAAGAGGUCCAGUGUUAGGUUCCCUGCACAGGAUGGAGAUGUUUGACUACAUUUCCUUAUCCCUCAGUUCACAUAAAAGUAAAUAGGUACCCAGGAGUUAGGAAACUUUGUGGGCUGAAUCCUGGAAAAAGUCGGUCAUUGGUAUAGGGGGUACUUGAACCUAACAAACAGACUUCCUGUGCCUGACAAUGAGGAAUCCAAUCCUCCUCCUCCAUUUAUUUCAAGAUGUUGCCCCUAUACUGAUACCAACAUUCUCCUCUGUUGUUUCUCUCCCAUUUUCAUAUCACUCAUUCAAACACACACACACACACUCCUGCAGUGCUCAGGAUGUUCAACCAAUGAUGUAAGCAUUUAUUUGUUUUGUGAUCCCAGAUAUCAAUUGUGUUCAUGUCUAUGCAUUUCAUGUACAGUACUGUAUACUAUACAGUAUAUUUUUGGGUGACAUUAGUGCCAAAAUGUUUAAGAUAUAUUUUAUCUUUAGUUGUUGGUACACAUUCAUCCACUUCUCAUCUGAUAAGAUGUUUAAAGGAUUUUGAUUUGAAGUCUUGUGCUUAAAAGUAAGUUUUUUUAAUUGUGUGAAAUAUGAUCAAGUAUAGUUGAAAUUCCUGAGUAACAUUUUUUUAUUUAGAGAAAUGUUAGUACUGUAUAAUAUAAAUUAAAAUUAUAUUAUUUAUUAGUAUGGUGAAACAUUAGAUAAAAUAUAGAACACAAAAUUCUGCUGAAAUUGUAUUGAUCGUGUAAACACAAUACAAUAGUACAAAGUUAGAAUGGAAAUUCAAGUCAGUUAAUUCAAAUUAAAUAAAUGAAUAAUACAACACACACAAUAAUUAGACAGAGCAUUCAUGCUAAUUUUCUUAUAUCUCUCUCUGCACAAAUUUGCCUGAAAUAAACAUAUUGCUUGAACCAAGUACUACUUAAUUAAGCCUAGUUUUACCUACAUUUAGCAAAAUUUGCCAAAUUAUCAUGAACAUGCAUGUUGAGUAUGAGAAGAUAUAUUAAAUAUAAAUUUAACCUAAAAGGCUUAAUACUAUAUUACAGUAUGAAAACAUUACUGCAUACUUACUGUCGUAGAAGCAAGACCUCUGCCUAGUGGAAUUUUUUUAUAUUUUAUGAACUGAAAUACAGGUACUGUAUAAUGUAAUAAAAUUUACUUAUUUUUAGUUAAGCAGAAUAUUUGUAAAUUUUGUUUUUUGUCGUCGAUUGUUGUUUGGCUUUUGUGUUCUAAUUUGUCAGUGUUUAUAACCACAAAAUACAGAUGAAGUUUGGCUUUAGAAUUAUUUAAAAAAAUGGUAAAAAUUAUUAAAUGUGCCUCUCCUAAUUACAGGUUUACAAUGUUAUAUACCUCGUAGAUUAAUAAUAAUUUUGUGAAAAGCAUAUUUUAAAUUUAUAUGUACUGUAAUAGGAGUGUUUAAGAAUGGGAAUACCAAAACAAAAUAUAUGACACAUUUUUUCAUAAAAUAUGUUUUAGUUCAUAUAUAACCGACUAAUGUUGUGCAAUUUCUCAUGGAACUUUUGUAUGUAUAAAUAUGCAUCAUUAAAGCUAGAAUCUUUUGACACGUCUGUAUAGUAGGGUAGUGUAUAUAUAUUUCUCGAGUGUCUUAGUAACUUUUAAGUUUGAAGUUGUAUAUAUGUACAUGUAUAUGAGAAUUCAAAGAUGGUUUGUGCAGUAUAAAUCAAGAAUUUUAUAUAAUAAAGUGCCAUUUUUUAGUGGGCAUUUGGUGGGCAAUAGCUCCCAAGCACAGCUCAGACCAAUGAGCUUAGAUUUGGGACCACUAAGUAUUCUCUGGGACCAUGGGGCCUUAGUCCAACAUACAGUACCAGGCCUCUGGAAGCAAGGUGCAGAAUCCAGCUUGCUCUACAAGGGAAUAAUCCACCGGGAAGUAUAGGUACAAAAAAAUAAGCAAUUGCUUGAAGGAAAUUAAGCACCCUUAGGUAAAUAUUGCAAACUCCCAUGACUAGAUGGUAGCCUAGAUAUUGCAUAAAGUCUGGGGGUAUCUAUAUUUUAGUACUGGGCAGUGUGCUGGACAGUCUUAGAAUUUGCAGUUACUGUACAGGAUUAUAUUUUGCUUAGAAAACAUUUGUGAAUUUUUUUAAUUGCAUUUUGGAUAGUAUAUUAAGUCAUAUGCAACCGAUUUAAAAUGGAUAGAAAUAAAAUGUAUUUUGUCAUAUACCCGAGAAAUAUAACUUGAUAAAUAUGAAGUGAAUAAUAUAGUAAUUUUGCUUUUUUGUUGCGCUAAUGUUGAUGGUAGCAUUUCAGUUGCACUUUUAUUUUACAACAUUAAAAUAAUGCCACACUGCACUUCACAUAACCCCUAAUUGAACCUCUUGUUUAUCCCACUUAUCAUGAGAGAAGCUAAGCUCUGUCCAGUUAUGAUCCUCAGCUAUCUAGUGAUCAAUUCAAGCACUUUUGAUACUUGAUUCUUAAAAGGUGAAAUUUCAAAGUAGUUGUCACAACAAGUAGCAUUGGAAUGAAGGCAUGCAUUUUUGUGUGUGUGCUGCACAUUACAGCAUUGGAACAAGACUGUACUCAAAUAUAUUAUCUCUUGGGAAAGAACAUUUUAACAAUACUGUAUACUCAUUAAUGCACCGCUAAUUAAAAGGAAUUUUCCGUUUUAUGAGAAAAUAAUUACUUUUACAGAAACUGGGCUAAUUUACUCCAUGAUGAUUUACAUAGCUCAACCCAAAAUCAUAGCUGCUUGAAAUGCAAAUGACUUUGAAAACUGUGUUAGAACAUAUUACUAUUUGGAAAUUAGGUUUCUCAGCAUAAACUACUACAGAUAGUAAGAAAAGAUGAAUCAAUAAUAUAUAUAAAGCUAAAAUAUAAGUUGGUAUCACAUGCUUUUUAAAAACCAUUUCAAGUGAUGAUCAAACCAUACAUCAGAAAAUGAAAAAAAUGACCGUUUCGGUCCGUCCUGAACUAUUAAAGUUGUGAUAAUGAUCCAGGAUGGGCCAAAACGUCAUUUCUUCAUUUUCCGACUUGUGGUCUUGUGAUCAUAUUAUCAGCCACGUUACUGUGACUCACCGUUUGCACUUCGAGUGAUUGUCUCCUUAAUGAUAGAUUAUUCAUAUUCCUAACAAAUGGCAGCUUUGGUAAUUAAAUGUAACUUUUUUUUUUUAGGGCUAUAUGGUAUAGUCCCCAGAUGGCAGCUUUAUGAGCGAGAAUGUACCUUUAAUUUUUUAAUGCAGUUUAUAUAAAAAAAAGUACAGUAUCAUCAAAAUUACGUUAACUUUGAUACAUGUAUGCUGAGGUAUCAAUUUACUGUACUCUGCUGAUUUAUGAUCUUUAGAUGUCAAAAUCUUGUAUAAAAAAUCUUUUGUCUAUUAUAUUUUCCCUCUAGCAUAUAAUAUUAAAUUUUUAAUUUUGGUUCUAGUUUUCAUAUUAUCCAAAAUAAUAUUAGUCAUGUACUGCACAUAUCAUCUUUGAUCAGUUAUGAUGACCUAUGUCUUCCUUCAGCUUUGCCCUUAAACUAGUCAGUCUCUUGUGACCUAUAUUCUACUUUUUAAUCUAAAUAUUAUAUUGUCUCUUGAAGUAUUUUAUCACUUUACAUAAAAAUACAUUAGUGAAUUGAGAGUUUAAGUGCGAGUUUGUUAGCUAUUAUUUCACACUAUAUUAUUCAUUAAUCCUCAUACUGCAGCUAAGUUGGCCACAGCUCACUGCUCUGUGCAUGAAAGCAAAUAGGAAUGUAAUAGAUUUCUAUAUAAAAGUUGCAGAAAUACAAGCAAAUAUAUUCUUCCUGGCUAUUGUAUGGUUACACAAGGCCAGGAUUGUGGUGGUCAAAGCAAAUUCACCACAAGCUACCACUAACUUACACUACACACAGAACUACACUAAACUACACUACCCUUGUGGAUUUGUUUAACUACCACAAAUUUUGUCCUUGCUUAUUUUCUAAUGUUACAUUGUGUAUUCAAUGAACACUGACAAAUAUCCUCCAAGUUCAAUGAAAUUAGUAUUUUUUUUGGUUUCAGUGGAACAUGGUCACUACUGUUUAUUAAGGUCAGUGGGAGGAGGCGAGGGUGGGGGCACUGGUAACCUACAUAUUUUUCCUAGCAUGGGACAGUUUUCAGAAUUAAUUCCUGUAUUGAAUAUAGGAGUUACUAGACUACCUGAUGAUUAAAAAAAAACAUUGAAGGGCCCUUUGUAUGACACUCAAUGCAACCUUUCCAUGCCCAUUCAUUUGACAGAUAGGACAGACCUCAAGCCCCUUUAUAUGAUAGGUUGGGUAACCCCUUUAGAUCUUUUCUUAUGAUAGGCAGGCCAGAUCCCAGACCCUUAGUUUGACAGUCCGCAUCCCCCACCCCCAAGCCCCAUUCUAUCACAGGCAGAGCUGUGCAAGGGUUAAAUCUCUAAUUUUGGUCAGCUUACUGUUUUAUAUAUAUUAUUGUGAUUUGCAUUUAAUAUAUGUCCUACAUUUAAUAUAUGCCCUAAUAAGUUUUGAAACAAUUUGAGUAGCUAUUGAGUAUUUAAAGACAAUAAGGUUUUAUGUAUGUAAUUAACAUGUAAAUGUUAAUGCUUAACUUAUAUAUAUUAUGUUGCUUCUAGGUCAUCUGUAUUUGGUCAUUUUAAUUACAAAUUUCAAGAAUUUCUGCAUUAAUUGUUGUUGUAUUUAUUUAAGAAAGGAAGCAAGGUAAAAAAUAUUAAUUCACUUAUUUCCUGAAGUGCCAUUAUUAUAGGAUUUACUAUUUUAACAUCUUUAUUUUUGAGGAAAAAUUCAUGUAAAAAUAAGGUUUGGCAAAAAUAUAUUUAAAGCAAUUGUUUUCAUAUGGUCAGUGCAUUGGGGCCGUGUUAUGAUUUUUAGCUCUAUGAUCACAAUUGACGUUUUGCUUCAAAAUAUUUUACUUAUUGUUGCUAGUUUACUGAAGGUGUCUUAAGGUUUUUUUUUAUAAUUAAGAAUACCAUGUACAAAGUAAAUACUCUAUAUACAAUAUAUAAAAAUAAUUGCAGCUACAGUGACUAAUUUAUUAUUUUUGCUGAUGAGCCAAUGGGUCUCAGAAAUUCAAAUAGUCAUGGAUGUUAAUUUUCAAGACCCAAUCGAUAAAUGAAUUGAUUAAUUAAUUACAGUACAAGUAUAUAAAAAAUAAGUACACUUAAAAAAGUUUGAAGUUCAUCCACAGUAAUUGUAUUUUUUAAAGUUUUAAGUGGAGUUUUUAAGAGGUACUGCAUCAUAAAUGGCUGCAAGAAGUUGAUAUUAGUUCACUGGUGUUCCUGCGAUUUCUAGUGAAGGUAUGUGGUUCCUUCAUGAGUUAGGAAAAGGAGAUACUAUAGUUUCAAUUGUAUUGGGACAGUGCCUCUGUUGUUUGUGUUUAAUACUGUGGUAUAUUUUGAAGUUCUGUAGCUACCCCUCAGUGUACAAACUUCUCACUACUGUUCAUUUGCUUGUUGAAUUUCUUUGCUUCCAUGAGCAUCCAUCUUGGAACAGGAAUACCUUUUGACAUUUCUGUUUGUAACAUUCUCAAACAUUAAUCAACCCAUUAUUUUAGACUUUUGCUUUACUCAUGUUUACAUCAACACAGUUGUCUAUCCAAUAUUGGAUGUAUGUUUAUAAUUUAUUUUGUAAUUUCUGGUAAAUUCUUAACACUAUGUUGAAGCUUCUGCCAGCAUUGGUGCACUGUUAUUAAUUUCAGUGGUGAAUGGAUGGUUAGUAUGUUUUGGGAGUAAAUUUUGGAAUAUAAAGCAUACCACAGUUGAAUUGCUACACAAAAAGCAAAACACUACUGGGUCACCCCUUACUUGUAGUACGGGCUCACCAUAGCCCGUGCUACUUGGAGCUUUGUUCCGGGUAGCGAAUCUUUAACAACAACAACCUUACUUGUAUCAUAUAAGUGCACUGAGGUGGUUAGGCGAGUAGAGCCUCAGAAGAGAGAGAGAGAGAAUAAUAUACCUUAAUAAUAAGGUCUUCAUCUGGUGUAUGAAAUUGCCACAAAGUAUCUGUAGUAUGACCAAAAUCGUUAGUCGAUUCAAUUGAUAGCUGCUUUAUAGCUAAUAUAUUAUUCACUGUAUGCAUUAUUAUAAACUAUGUUACAUAAAGUGGGAGAGUGUACAAUAGAUCAUAAAGUUUAAUUACUUUUUGCAUUGCUAUAUAUUUUGUAUAAUGCGGCCAUUAUCCACUAAUUUCACCGCCAUUAAAUAUUUUAAAUAUACUGGACUGUAACAUCAUGUUUAAGUAUGUUAAAAAAUUACAUGUAUCUUUAACAACUGCAUUAACAAUUAUGAAAUCCAAUAGUACAAGGUGUAUGGUGCUUCUCAUAAAAUACAUAUCUAUAGAAAACACUCA